GCUGCGGUGCCCUCGGCCGAGCUGGGAAAGAUGGCGGAGCUGGAAGACGUUACGCUGGACGGGAAGCCGCUUCACUUGCUCCGGGUGGCGGACUUGAAGGCCGCUUUGGAGCAACGAGGGCUGACCAAAAGCGGUCAGAAGAACGCGCUCGUCAAACGACUCAAAGGGGCAUUGAUGUUGGAGAAUUUACAGAAACACUCCACUCCUCAUUCUGGGCUUCAGCCAAACUCACAGAUUGGAGAAGAGAUGAGUCAGAACAGCUUCAUCAAACAAUACCUGGCAAAACAGCAGGAACUUUUGCGACAGAGGCUGGAGAGAGAAGCUCGUGAGGCAGCUGAGGCAGAAGAAGCUUCCACAGAAUCAGAGGAUGAGGCAUCAUUUAUCGAUCCUGCUGCCUCCAGACCUCCUGAUUUACAUGCUAUUCCAGAAAUCCCAGGGAAAAGCAACCAGAGGCAGCAAUGGCAAGAUCCAGAUAUUAUGGCCCCACAUGAAGAGGAUAAUCCUCUAGAGGUGAAGUCAGAAGACUUUGACAUUGGAUCUUGUCAAUCCGAACAGGUGGAAGGCAGUAAAACCUCAGUCACAAAAAGGAGGUCAUUUGUCAGAGUCUCCCCCUCUCCUCCUCCUGAAACUAAACAAAGAAAUUUGUCUCAAAGGGAAGCCCGGCGUAGAUCAAGCUCAAGAUCACAGACCACAUCUGCUACUUCAUCUCAGCAAAGCCCAGUUGUACAUCAGCCAGUAGAACAUGGGGAUCAUUUACUUACUUCAGCUGAUAACCAAAUCUCAAAGCGGUCGACAGAUUCUGUUUGUGGUGAUGAAUCAGAUUUGCAUACACAGUGUGAAGUAACUAGAGAGAGACCUAGGAGGUCUCGUAGUUCAAAGGAGAGCUCCUUAUGUUCAGAUCUGGGUACUUCUCCAGUUUUAGAUAAACCAACUGAAGCAGGGCUUCCAGCAUUUGAGCAAGCAAGAGAAUCCCGGCCUAGGCGGUCUUCUUCCCGCCAAACCAAGGAUUCUUCUCUUCUUUUAGCAACAUCUGAUGCUGUUAUUGCAACUGAAGAUCCGUCUCCUACCCCGAGAGCUGUCGCUUCAUUAUCUGUGAGAGUCAUAAGUGAUAGGGAAUCCACAGGACACAGCAGUGGGAGUGCUGUUUUGGUAGCUCUUGAGAAAGUGACCAGUGGAUCAAAGGAAGGAAAACAAGUUGGUGAAUCUGAAGAAUCUUCUGUACAGAAGCAGCAAUUCAAAACAUCAAGAUCUCCAAAAAAGUCAAAAUCAUCAACAGGCGAAAAGAUUGACACAGAUUUGAAGUUAUGUGAAUUACAACAUAUAGUAAAAGAAACUCAAGAAGUCAUUGUUUUGGAACCUCAAGAGAAAUCCGCAUUUAUACCUAAAGAAAGAUCAAAGAGAUCCAAACAGUUGACAGAAGAAAAUACACCACCUGCUUUGGCAUUGCCAACCAUUGAUGCUGUUCCUGAAACAUUUCCUCUUCCUGAUACUCCAAAACAAAGCCCUCCAUUAUUAGAGAAAGAUGGUGAAGGAACAUGCUCUCCAAAGGAAGAUCAAUGUUUGUGUGUUCUUGAAGAUUUGGAUAAGGAAGGAGAAAAAAACAGAAGAGUGGAAGUAGAGGUAGUUCAAGAACAACCAGGACCACUAAUUAAAGAAACUGAACAGGAGGAAAAUGUGAACAGUUUAGAAAGGAGGAAAAUAGAGACCAAGACUAAAGCAGAGUUUUGUGAAAAGAUUACUCUAGCACCGAAGGAACCUAGCAUGGAAUCAAUAACAAUCCUUCCAUCCAAAGAAAUAGCUGAUAUAAUACUUGAUGAACCUAAGAUUAUAUCAGAAAACACCAUAAAGGCGCAGGAGGCAGAAGAAGGAUUAUUGACAUCUAAAGAACUAGAAGUGCAUUGUAAAGAAAAAGGAGAUUCUAGUGCAUUUGGAAAGGAAGAAAGUAGACAGGAGAUAGAUGAGCAAAAUGACGCAACUUCCCAGAAUGUUAAUGUAGAGCAGUGGCAGGCUAAAGUUGAGAUAUGCCCUCAUAUAUUGUCUGAUGAAGGAUAUAGUGAAACCCCAGAAAAAGUCAGGGGAAGUUUAGAUUCAUUAGAACAAUCACUACAUUUUUAUUUGUCAUCUGAAACAUCUGGUAGCACACCAGCCGAAGAUUUGCAAUUAGCUGAUAAAGCCAAGGAUAUCUAUGAAAUUGAUAACGAAUCUACAGAUAAUUUGACCAGAUCAGAAAAAGCUGCCGAAACAUCAAAGCUCAAAGAGGAAGUUAAACCACCUAAGUCCAGCGAGAAUACAAUUUCUAAAUGUCCAGAAAAUGUUUCUGAAGAGUACACCAAAGUAACAGAUAGUGCUGAAUCCCUUUCUCAACCCGAACAGCAGCCUUUAUUAAGGUGUGUUAUUGAGACUGGAUCUUUUGUACAUUCAGAAGUGUCAUUAGCAGAAAUUUCAGAGGGUUCACCAUUAACUGAGCAUCCUGAGGCAUGUGAGAAGGGAGAGGUGGAGUCUUUAGCGGCUGAUGAAGUAAAUGUUUCAUUUCAAAGGUCAGAUAUAGAAGAAAACCAUAAUUCAGGAUCAGCAGAAGAAACUGCUGAAGAUCUGCCUAUACUCCAGGAUAUCACAGGGGUGGAAGAUUAUACUACUAAUGAAAGUAGAGGAAUAUGUCCAGCUGAUGACCCCGAAGAUGAUUCAAAUAACAAACCUGACACUUUAACCCAUACCACUCCUGAGAAUGACAGCAUUGUGAUGUCAGACAGUAAUAUGGCUUUAACACAAAAAGAGCAACUGGAACACUCUACAGACAGUGACAUAACAAAUACAUCCAGUCUUUUGCAACUAGAGAGAGAGGUUGCAAUCCCAAGUGAAAAAACACUUAGUGAAAUUCCUCAUGCAUCGAGUCAAGAAAAGGCCCUACUACAUGAAGACUCUACUGAUGUUUUUUCUACUAAAUGUGACAAAAAAUCAGAAACAAAUACUAGAAUUUCCUCUGAGGCAAGUGAACAGUUGGAUACACAUACUACUUCAGCUUUAACUAUUUCACAGAAGAGUGAAACCGAUGUUCUGAAACCACACAGAAAGUACAGACGAUUUACAGAUACCCCCCCAUCUCCAAAAACAGAACCUCAGUAUCAGACAAAACCUGUACAUCUCUUCCCUUCUAGCAUAGAAGAGGUCAACAAAAGUCAUCACAGUCAGUCUUUGGUAGAAUGUGUGUCAUCAGAGUCUCAAACAAUUGCAGGAGACAGUUCUGUAAACCAAGAAGACAAAGAAAGUGUGAAGCAAGGUCAGCUACAAAAAGAUGUGUCAGAGUCCUCCGAGGCUGUACUAGUCAGUGAGGUGGAGAUGUCUGCUAGAAAUGAUGAUGCUCAUAAUCAAUUUGUUCAAGCACAGGAACAAACUGAAAAUAUCCAUCAGCCAGAGCAUGUAAGACAGUGUAUUGAUUCCAUAUUGAUAGAAGACAAGCAAGAACAUAGCUCAGUAGUAAAUUUGAAUGAAUCGAAAGCUUUAGUUGAUCUAUCAUCUGUUGUAAAAGACAGAAGUAAUGAAGAUACUCCCAUUUUGACAGAAAUAUGUGAAGAAUCCAGCCCUUGUAGUACUGAAGUAUUACAUGAAAUACCACCGCCAGGCAAUGUGCUAGAAACUGAACCAUCACAGAUAAUAAAGGAUGAGGAAGUACAUGACACUAACAUUUUUCCAGUGAAUAAGACACAUGAGAUAGGACUAGUUAUUUCAGAACAGGCAAAAGAUAGCCAUGGUGAGUCUUCUGAUGCGGCCACAUCAUUUCAUGCAGAAGUUAAUAUUAACAGUCAAUUGGUUAAACCUUCAGAAGAACAGAUACAGCCCAGUACUUUAAAAGUAGGGGAGGAGGCGAUAUGCAAAUCAGCAGCUACAGUGCUGCCUCCUUCUCCUCCAUCAGAAGAGGUGGAGAACAUCAUUCUGGAAAAAAGAGAAAGCCGUCGCAGAGAAUCUUCAUCUUCCUCUUCUUCUAACUCCUCUUCUUCCUCGUCCUCGUCUUCCUCCUCCUCCUCCUCAUCUUCUUCUUCCCGGUCAUCCUCAUCAUCCUCCCGUUCUAGGUCCAGAUCACCUCGUAGAAAAUCACGAUCUCCUUCUAGAGAAAGCAGGUCUGUGAGCCCCCUUCAAGAUUCUGUAUCAAGGGAUAGCGGGACAUUUUGUCAGCCUGAGGGCUCUUCAGACUCUGGACGUCCUGAAGACUCACCUGCUUCAGAAAACCGCAAGCGGAGAGUCCCGUGGGAAGAGGCAGGAGAAGCUGCAUCCAGCAAGAAAGUAUGUGUUAUAGUGGAAGAACAAAGCAAAAAAGACCAGCCAGAUGAGGAAGAGCUGAAGGAUAACCAAAAAGAUGAGAAAGCAGAGGGGGAAAUUCAGGACGGAUCAAGUGAGGUGAAACAAGACUCCUCUGAGAUGAUGGAGUCUGAUAAUCGGACGGAUGCCGAGGUCAGUGAAGCUCAAUCUGAGGGCAAUUCAGACCCAGGAGAGGACAGCAGCAGCUGCAGCAAAGCUGGAGAUGAACGAGGGAACGAGAGUCGUUCCGAGGAGGCAUCAGUACCCAAAACUUUCACCUCACGGAAGAUUUCUGUUGUAUCUGCCAGUAAGACGUUGCCAACUGCUACAUCAGCAACAAGUCCUGCACCUGGAGGAGGUGGUGAUGCAGAUAAUGCUCAGCCUGGGAGGAAGCGACGUUGGGGUUCCAGUACUGCUGUCACUGCUAAGAAACCAUCCAUUAGCAUUACCACAGAAUCUCUUAAGAGCCUAAUUCCUGAGAUCAAGCCAACAACAGCAGGGGGACAAGAAGCUGUGCUUGACCUGCAUGCUGAAGAGAGUAGGCUGUCUGGUGAGGAAAAUGAUAGAGGAGGGCGAGAGGAACCAGCAGGUCAUGAUAAGGGACUCAAAAUCCGCAGAACUGUAACACAGGUUGUACCUGCUGAAGGCCAAGAAAAUGGUCAGAAAGAAGCACACAAAGAGAAGGAGGAAGAGGAAGAAGUAAAAAUUGCAGAAGAGAAGAAGGAACCACAAGAUAUACCCAUCGAGCCCCACACUCCAGUAGUUAGUGAACCUGACCUUAAGAAAGUUUCCCCAAGCGAAACACUUGUUCGUCGUUCUAUCAGCCAACAGAAAACUGGCAUGUCAGUUACCAUUGAUGAUCCUGUCCGAACAGCUCAACAUGUGUCUCCUCCAAGGGGCAAAAUAACAAAAAUUGUUCAUAUUUCUAAUUUGGUACGACCUUUUACACUUGGUCAAUUGAAAGAAUUGUUGAGUAGGACUGGAACCUUGGUGGAAGAAAACUUCUGGAUAGACAAAAUCAAAUCUCAUUGCUAUGUUACAUACUCCACUACAGAUGAAGCAUUAGCUACGAGGAAUGCUUUACAUGGAGUAAAGUGGCCUCAGUCCAACCCAAAGUUCCUUUCUGUGGAGUUCUCUGAACAGGAUGAGUUGGACUUCCACAGAGGGUUGUUAUCUGACAGAACAGUUGAGGGUCCUCGGCUCCCAGAGGAAAUAGUCCGAGCAGCAGAGCCUCCUAUGUCAGAGCGCACUGUUCGAGACCAAUGGGCAGAAAGAGAGAGAGAAAUGGAACGUCGAGAAAGGACACGAGCGGAACGAGAGUGGGACAGAGAUAAGGUUAGAGACUACAACCGGCAACAUAACAGUGCCAGUGCUGAAGAUCCAAAUCGUAGAACACGAUCUCGAUCACGGGACCGUCGACGCAAAGAAAGAGCCAAGUCAAAAGACAAAAAGUCAGAGAAAAAAGAAAAAGUUCCAGAAGAACCACCAGCAAAAUUAUUAGAUGAUCUGUUCUGCAAGACCAAAGCUGCACCGUGUAUUUACUGGCUACCUCUCACUGAUGAACAGGUUGUGCAGAAAGUUGUAGAACGAGCGGAGAGGAUGAAAGAACGUGAGAAACGGCGCAAGGAGCUUGAAGAAGAACAGCGCAAGAAGGAAGAAGAGAGGAAGGAGAGACUGAAAGAAAGAGAGAAGGAAGCCGCAGAGCGUGAGCGUGAGAGGGAGCGCUUACGGGAACUGGAGAAAAGACGUGAGCACAGGCGUGGAGUUGGUGACAAUCGAGGUGGCGGGGGUGGAGGCGGUGGCAGUCGCCGAUCACGCAGCCGCAGUCGUAGUACCCCUCCACCCAGAGACAGACGACGCUAGUCCUGUUCCUUUAACUAGAAUGGAUGGAUUUGCUUUGACACAGGGAAGAGUUUCUGAAUGAAGAAUUAACCCGACUCCCGUCUAUUCUUACCGUUGCUCUCCUCUUUCUGAUCACCCAGCCUCAAGAAUUCUUGUGGAUUGCGUUAAAUGGUCACUGUGGGUGCUUUUAUGAAUUCUCCAGCAGUGAUGACAAAUUUUGAACCAUCUUCCCUUUUGAGGUUUUCCGGGUGGAAUUUUGAAGUGUACGCACCUGGGAGUUCGGCUUCUAAGUCUGUUGUGUCGGAAUCUGUUCAGGGAAGUUAAAGAAAAGCUGUCUGUUUUUUUUGUUUUUUUUUUCUUAACAUGGUUCACAUUUCUCCAUGUGUUUUAAUUUGGUAUGUAACUCAUAUGGCCGGUCACCAUGUAAUGGUGGUGUUUCCUAAUGGAUAGGACAUCAGAAGGUAGGAAUUUAUGUGUAUAAAGGUUUUAUUCUUUUUUUUUUUCCUCCUUUUUCCAGUUGCUCACCGUUGCCACCCUCUUGGGGUUUAAGGCCAUUUGCGUAGAGACUGGCCACUUCUUUCCUUCCACUCCACGUAGGAGGGGUGACAUUUUAACAGUGGCGAAGGACGACUUUUGAGCAUGUUUAGUCUGUGCUUUUUGCGUUGACCUUCAAGGCAAAGGCCAGAAUGUUAUGAUUUGAAAAGGACUGUUUUAUUUUUUUUAUUCUAUGAUGAAGAGUAUUUUCCCACAAGUGCUGAAUGUACAAACAAAUUUCAGAAAUACAAGCAAGAAUAUGGCAUUCCAGUUGAAGUGGUUUUUUUCCCCCCAGGGUGUGGGUGUCCUGCUGUGUGGCCCUCCUCAAUGGUGGUGUCACAAAGCAAAGAUUGAAUUCCAUCUGAAUCUCAAGUUGAUGAUUUGCACCCACCUGAAUGUUUGCCCGGGUGGGUUGUGACACGAGGGUCCCUCGCCUGAGCACCCCGCCUGAUUCCGUUUGAGUUCCCCUUUACUUUUUAAUUUAUCAGAAGCUGAGAGUUGUGUUGUAAACUGCUGGGGGUGGCAGAGCCCUGCUGGCACCACCUCUACUGAACGCAAAGACAUGCCAUGUCUAUAAUUUUUUUCUCAUGGAACAUUUUUGUAAAAAUUUUAUUUGCUGAGGAGUAAAAUAAAAAAAAAUAUA
This is a messenger RNA of Erpetoichthys calabaricus (reedfish), 7312 nucleotides long. It is a transcript of the gene acin1b, whose product is annotated as apoptotic chromatin condensation inducer 1b. The coding region runs from base 31 to 6156 and encodes 2041 amino acids. The transcript has 19 exons. Gene Ontology annotation, molecular function: RNA binding. Lineage: Eukaryota; Metazoa; Chordata; Cladistia; Polypteriformes; Polypteridae. The record is from RefSeq and is a predicted model, not a curated record.